Lycium barbarum (goji berry) is the source of this 3975-nucleotide messenger RNA. RefSeq lists its product as uncharacterized. Bases 1620 to 2279 code for a protein of 219 amino acids. The record is from RefSeq and is a predicted model, not a curated record. The transcript is spliced from 3 exons. Lineage: Eukaryota; Viridiplantae; Streptophyta; Magnoliopsida; Solanales; Solanaceae.
GUUUUACUUAAUCAUUUCCUACACAAGAAUGGGUUGAUUUUGUUCAUGGAAUGAAGCCACAUAAGGUGUGAGUAUUGUUGAUGGAUUUGAGUUUUAAUGUGCCCCCAAUUCAAAUGCUACCCAACACUGAAAUACCAGAUUGAUGCACUACAGGAGAUCCAAGACACUUCAACUUCUUUGCAUUUGGUGAUAGACUCCCUGUAGUAGCAUUAUGCCAUACUGCCAUUGAACAUUGAGUUUAUCAAUCGACUUAUGGAUUCAUUGGAAGAUGGCUCAGUUGCAUGUACCCUGUGGAGAUGGCCGCACUACUUUUAACUUCAUAGUUUUUCCUUCAAAAGUUGGUAGUACAUCAACUCAUUUUUUUAAAAUAAUAAAGAUAUGAAAUUCAAAAUUUCCAUCAUUUAAAGAUUUCUUUUUGUGUCUGUGCGUGCAGUAAGUGCAUUCAACAUAAAGCUUGAUUUAGUGUGACUUUGAGCCAGGUUGUUACUAGGUCCCCCUUUUCUUUUCCAUGACUAAAAUAUUCACUUCCCUUUUACAAUGUUUCAGUUUAUAAAUGGUUUUCUGUAGGUUCCUAUUUUUCCCAUUUGAAGCCACUGAGAACUAUAUAACAAGUAGCUUAUGUCCGCCUACAAUUUAAUUUAGUGAGAUCUCUGAGGAUAAAAUGCUUCUCGGUGAGCUGGAGAAUAGUAGAUCAACUCAUUUUUUUUUUAAAUAAUAAAGAUAUGAAAUUCGAAGUUUCCAUCAUUUAAAGAUUUAUUUUUGUGUCUGUGCAAUAAGUGCAUACAACAUAAAGCUAGGUUUAGUAUGGCUUUGAGCCAGGUUGUUACUAGGUCCCCCUUUUCUUUUCCAUGACUAAAAUAUUCACUUCCCUUUUACAAUGUUUCAGUUUAUAAAUGGUUUUCUGCAGGUUCCUAUUUUUCCCAUUUGAAGCCACUGAGAACUAUAUAAUAAGUAGCUUAUGUCCAGCUACAAUUCAAUGUAGUGAGAUCCCUGAGGAUACAAUGCUUCUCUAGCUUGCAUAUAAGUAUGGCUUCUCUCUUUCUAUAGUUCUCUUUGCCUCAUUUCUGUGGAUUGAAGUAAUUAUCUUUAAGGUACUUAUCAAGCUAUAAAUUUAAGUGCAUAAAUGACAUAAUGAUACUCUGUCAUUUAUUUAGAGUUUGAAAUAAGAAUGCCAAGUUAUCAUUCUUAGAUGUCCAUUAACUUCAGAAAUAAUGCUCUCAAAGGAAAAGUUUUAUGCCAAAGGUGAAGUUCUAAAGACCUAUUACUUCACAUUCCUUAAUACAUUGUUCUUUAUUUUUUCCUUGAUGAGUGUUGGAGUGCCAGCCUUUCUUGAUUUGUGAAAGCUAGCUUUUUCAUUGUUUAAUUAGACUCUGAAUGUUAUGUUAUGAUAUAGUUUUCUAAGUCAAAAUACCUUACACCAUUCUGUUCUUGCUACUGCUGCAAAGUUUAUAGCAUGGAGUUUGAACCCUACUGGUGGAUCCUACUUGGAACUUUUAGUUGAUUAUCUGACUAAAUUUUCAAAAUCAUGGACUAUUAAGAAGUUUGGCUCUGAUGAAGGCAAUGAGACAACUCUUUGUGGCAACAAGGAAGUUAGGCGAUCCCUGUCUUUUAAGAAGGAAAUGGUGAAUACCCUGGAUUCCAAUUGCCAUGCACUUGCUUUCUGGCUUAAAGAAUUUCAGGACAUGUACAUUUGGCACUCAAGCAAUGUAAAUGAAAGCUCUACUCCAGAUGAAGAACGAACACCAGGUGUUAGGAUACAGAAGAACAUGUUAUUUAGGAGGAUACCAAUAGGCAUCUUGUUCGGAUGCUUGAAUCAUAUAAGUGAUGCUGAAUGUGAACUGCUUUUGCAUUAUGGUGCAACCGGUACACUUGUGCAAUUCACCGGAGGACACCCUGGAAAGAAGAAUAGGAAAUCUAACCAUGAAAGGCAAAAAGGCUUGAUAGCAUGGGCUGAGACAUACACAGGAAAAGAGGCUACAGCAGGAGCGCGUAUUGUCUUUGACAUAACUGAUGUAACUGAAAGUAUAUCAGCUUCUAUGUUUGAAACUGAGGAAUGUGGACUCAAUUUUGUAUGUGACGUGAAACUAAAGGUUGGGAGAUAUCUAUUCAAGUGUGUAAAAAGGCUACUCCAACUGACACCGGAGAAGAACAACAUACAGCUGAACGUGAAGGAUCUCUAUAACAGAAUGCUCCGGUGGAGACAUCAAGGGCGAGAUGUUUUUCAAAAUUAUAGGGAAUUAGAUGAAAUAAUAGAUGCCUGUGCUUCAGCAGCCUUUUGAAGAUCCCGUAUAACAUCAACCGAAUAUGCAAAAUUGAAAAGGCACGGGCCUUAAGUAAUCGUUUUGGUGGCAUGGUGCUGCGUUGUAGAAGUAUUAUCCUCAAGUAAGCAAUCAUUUUGUUUCAAAGUUAUGUCGAUAGUCCUACAUUGUAUAUAGGUCUUCCGUGCUGAUGUCCAUUUUUUACCGACAUAGUGCAAGUCUACCCAUGCAUUUCUUAUAUAUCUUACUAUUGACAGUUCUUCCUCUGAAUGUCAUCAUAUGUCAUCUCUUUGUGUUAUCCACAACUGAUGUUUUGAGCUGUGCUAUAUUUCCUUUGGGAUUCAAGCACAAAGAGGUGGGCAUCUGGGAUGGGAUUAUAGAGAAAACUGAAAUGAAGCUCUCAAAAUGGAAGUCUCAAUACCUAUCCUUAGGGGGUAGAUUGAUCCUGAUAAAUGCAGUGUUAGACUCCUUGCCUACUUAUGUGAUGUCUAUGUUUCCUAUUCCAUCUGGGGUGGUGGAUAAACUUGACAAGCUCAGAAGAUAUUUUCUCUGGAAUGGGAAUAAGGAAGGCAAGGGUAUGCAUUUGGUGAAUUGGGAUGAUGUACAACAUGAUAAGAAAGUAGGGGGUCUUGGUGUUAGGAAUUUGAAACUGCACAAUAACUGCUAUUGGUGAAGUGGUUAUGGAGAAAUGUGAAUGAACAUCAAGCUUUGUGUAAGGAGGUGAUUAAGAAUAAAUAUGGCCAGACAAGUCAAUGGUGCACUGAUGAAGUGGUCAGUACUUAUAGUGUAUCAGUUUGGAGGACUAUAAGGAAUUUGUGGCGCAUCUUAGCAAACAUGUAGUUUAUAAGGUGGGUGAUGGCAGUAAGAUACAAUUUUGGAAUGAAGAUGGAAUGGGCAAGUACCUCUGAUGAAUACUUUCCCUGAUCUUGUAGCAGCCCUGAAGCUACUGUGGCAGAAUCUUGGACCCCUCAAGGGUGGAAUAUUUGCUUCAGAAGAAGUUUAAAUGAUUGGGAAAUAGACAGGGUGGUUGAACUUCAGAUGCAAUCAAAUGGAAAUACCGUAAUGAUGGGAAGUUUUCAGUUAACAGAGUACGCAAGCUGGAAGUGUUGGUGCAACCAGGAGGAAGUACAGGUCCAUGGUCAAAGGUAUGGAAAAAUGUGGUUCCAUAUAAAAUAAAGUGCUUCACUUGGCUUGUGACCAGAAAAGCUUGUCUCACACGUGAAGCUUUACAGAAGAGGGGAAUUCAGUUGGUCUCAAUAUGCUUUCUUUGCAAUGAGACUGCAGAAACAAACAGACACUUGUUUCUGCACUGUAGACUGAACUCAUCUGUGGUCAUUAUUCUAGUCUCACAGGAAACAGUUGGACCAUGCCAGAACACACAGCUGACGUACUUAGCUGCUGGAUCAGAAGAGGGGAAACAAGUCUCAGAAGAAAUGGCGGAGAGCAGUUCCAUGAUGUAUCUGGUGGACAAUUUGGAAGGGAAGGAAUAGGAGGUGCUUUGAGGAGAAAUUAAAUACUCUGCAUAAAAUUAAGUAGACUUGUCUUGUAAAUUUUCAUUUCUGGUGUCAAGAAGCAAAUAUAGAGGGUGCAGAUCAAUUGGUAGACUUUUUAGGAGCCUUGGAAAUAGCUCUUGACUCAUAGCUUUCUGUUGAUAACUUCUUGGAGGUCUCCAGCAUAUCCUUGAUGCUGAGGAAUACAACUUACCCGUUUCGAAAAA